Phragmites australis (common reed) is the source of this 1392-nucleotide messenger RNA. RefSeq lists its product as uncharacterized. Gene Ontology annotation, molecular function: transporter activity. Lineage: Eukaryota; Viridiplantae; Streptophyta; Magnoliopsida; Poales; Poaceae. The record is from RefSeq and is a predicted model, not a curated record. The transcript has 5 exons. The coding region runs from base 166 to 1065 and encodes 299 amino acids. Gene Ontology annotation, biological process: transport.
AAGAAAAACUGCCUCGCCAGUCGCCAAUUGCCACGUGACUGAGCCACGAGGUCUUUAUACCGGCGGAGCAAACCGAGGGGCCCCGGCUUGCCUCCCCUCCCCAGACGGUGGCAGCGACGACUCCAACAACCCCGCGCGGAGGCUCCACAACUCCAGCCAGGCACCAUGACCCCAUUCCCAGGGAUGGAUCUUAGUAAAAUGGAUCCUGCAACUCUGACCCUCCUUGGAGCAGCUUGUUGUGUAAUGCUGUCUAUGCAUUUCACUGUGCAAUUGGUGUCACAGCAUCUUUUCUAUUGGAAAAAUCCCAAGGAGCAGAAAGCCAUCCUAAUUAUUGUGCUUAUGGCUCCACUGUAUGCUAUAGAUUCCUUUGUGGGUCUUCUUGAUAUCCAGGGAAGCAAAACAUUUUUCACAUUCCUGGAUGCUCUUAAAGAAUGUUAUGAGGCACUGGUGAUAGCUAAGUUUAUGGCAUUGAUGUACAGCUACCUGAAUAUAUCCAUCAGCAAAAACAUAGUCCCUGAUGAAAUCAAAGGGAGGGUGCUUCAUCAUUCCUUCCCUUUUUCUCUUUUCCUGCCCAAGACUGUCCGAUUGGAGCACAAGACACUGAAGCUUCUGAAGUACUGGACCUGGCAAUUUGUUGUUGUUAGGCCAGUAUGCUCCAUUCUGAUGAUUAUGCUUCAGCUUCUUGGGAUGUACCCCAGCUGGGUCAGCUGGACAUUUACAAUUAUACUGAACUUUUCAGUCUCCAUGGCGUUGUAUGCCUUGGUUCUUUUCUACCACUUAUUUGCUAAAGAGCUGGCACCUCACAAGCCUCUUGCGAAGUUCUUGUGCAUCAAAGGGAUUGUCUUCUUCUCUUUCUGGCAGGGUGCUGCGCUUGAUGUUUUAGCUUCUGUCGGGAUCAUUCAAUCCCACCAUUUCUGGUUGGAUGUGGAGCAUAUCCAGGAGGCAAUCCAAAACGUCUUGGUUAUCCUUGAGAUGGUUAUAUUCUCUGUCAUCCAGCAAUAUGCGUACCAUGUCGCUCCAUACAGUGGUGCCGACAGGGCGAAAUUCGAGAAGAAGAACGAGUGAGCCAAGGUCCCCAAGGAGUUGUAUCCUCAAUGUUUGUAAGAACAAUAACUAGAAAAAGUCGAGAGGACCAGUCGCGUGUACCAAUGUCACCUUGCUGUAAGACCAAGUUAUGCUUCUUUUAGAUGAGAUCACGCUACACUUAUACCUGAAUAAAUGGUGGUCUCGUCUUGCUGAGCUUAUCGAUGAGGCCAUCUAGGAUUGAGGUUCUUGUAUGCACAGUACUAGAGUCUUUGGGGAAUCCAUUAUCAAUAAAGCUAGGGUCUCACGACUGGGAGGCGAUGGUACUGAUCUGCCGAUGAGGCCGGAGUUGUGCUCCCUGUUGCUGGA